Molecule: messenger RNA, 1164 nt
Organism: Fusarium falciforme
Lineage: Eukaryota; Fungi; Ascomycota; Sordariomycetes; Hypocreales; Nectriaceae
Exons: 3
Coding region: 1-1164 (387 amino acids)
Source: RefSeq, a predicted model, not a curated record
AUGCGCUUUGCUCAAAGCCUUCUCCUGGGCCUGUUGGUCGGACACGGCCUGGCGCAGACAGCCGUUGAGCCUGUUGAGGAGCAGCCAAGCGCCGUUGCCCCUCAGAACCCUUCAGAGCCCGCCGCCGAGGAGCCGUCAGCAGCUGCUCCCGUCGCGGAACCUACACAAGACAACAGCUCCCCCGAGCCCACCGCCGACACCAAAGAGCCCGCGGAAUCUGCCGCUGCCCCCCAGGAAUCGGAGCCUGCUGCUACUGGAUCACCCGAGGAACCUACAGCUGCCGAAGAGGAGCCUUCAGCGGGAGUCACUGCGACCAACAACGACAGCGAGCCCACAAAAGCUCCCGAGGCGACAGGGACAGCUGAAGAAGCCUCCGCUACCGCCGGCGAUGACGAUUCCCUUACUGCUACCGGCGAACCAACUGGCACUGCCACCGAACAAGAAGAGACCGGCGCUACAAAGACUGAGAGCUCAGUACCUACCGCCACCUCUGCCGUUGUCAAGGCCGAUCUGAAGAACGCGACCGUCAGCGAAAAUGCCGAGAUCGUCGAGGUUGAGGGCAAGCCUGCUGUCAAGCUGAGCGCCCCCGUUGAUGGCGAAGCCACCUUCAGCGUUUCGGUCGACACCGACGACGACUUCGACGCCGGCGAGAAGAUCCAUAUUGUCGCCUCGAUCUUUGUCGGAGAACCCUCUGGCUCGAACAGCGCGAAGCUCCGACGACGCGGCCGCAAGACCGACUGUAACCUCCAGAUGAAGCUCAACGGCCAGACCGUCUACGACGAGCCUCUCGAGACCACCGACGGCAAGUGGCAGGACGUCAGCAGCACCGGCCUCCAGUCCUCAGACCCCCAGCCCAAGAUCGACGUCACCCAGAAGUGUGGCAAGACACCCGCGCCCCUGACUGUCAACAACGUCCAGGUUGCCAACGAGAACGGCCUGGGUUCCAGCUCCGGCGGCAGCGGCAGCGGAUCUGGUGGCUCUGGUUCGGGCUCGGGCACGGGCUCGGGCUCCAGUGGAAAGGGCUCCAGCGGAUCCGGCUCCGGCUCCGACUCCAAAUCGGGCUCUGACUCCAGCUCUAGCGAUGAUGAUUCCGCUGGGUCCAAGGCCGCGACCAGCAUGGUCGGUCUCGUCGCCGCCAUGGCCGCUGCUAUGUUGUUUAUGUAA